AUGGCCGGCUGGGACGAGAAGCACAUCCAUUGCUCUGUGUGGAUCAACCAUCCAGAGGUGGACGUGAUCUUCCAAUGCCAACAGGAUAUCCGUCGCUUCCACGUCGCCGACAAGUGGAACGACUGGAGAUACGGCGUCAACCUUUUCCACGGGGACACUGCCACCCCAGCAAACACCAGCACGACCCCCUGGAACAGCACCAAGAUGACGGUGAAAGGAGGGACAGCCGAAAAGUUCCAAUUCCGCGUCGUCCGCAAUGGCAAAACGCUGGUCGACCGAUGGCAGGACAUCAACGCCUACACCGGCAACCUCGGCGACGGAAACAUGGGCAGGGACCUCGGUGCUCAGAAGAUCACCAUCGUCGACGGUCUAAUCGUCCAAUACACCUUCUACGACGCCGGGAACUACGGAACCGCCGAUCUGCCAUCGGCACACCAGUGCUACGUUACCGUCGCCCCGGAUCGCUCCGCCUGGAUGACCUCCCUCACACCCCCCGGCUCCGAGGCCGCAAAGAAACCCUUCCACCGCUUUGUCCUCCCAAUGGCGCACAACUUCGGCUUCAACAACAUGGCCACAUGCAAGGCCAUCACCAACACACUCAGUCCAGCCGCCUUGAUCACCGAGAUCCUGACGCCCCUCCUCGGCCCCCUAGGCUGGGUCGGCCACCUGGGCCCCAUCGGCGCAUCCAAAGCCCUCGGAAUCAUGGAAGGCACCUCACGCACGCAGAAGGACCCCGUCCCCGACCAGCUAGCCCUGGGCGCGCGGUUCUUCGAGAUCCGAGCAUCGCGCAUGGAGCCGCACAUCCGCAAGGCGACCGGGCUAGACGACAUCUACUUCCACCACGGGAUUCUGCCGGGGCAGGCGAUCCGCGCGUUCUUCGAAGACGCCGUGGCCUUCCUGUGCGCGCAGCGCAACGAGAUCAUCGUUGUGUGGUUCACGUGGAGCCAAACGAGCGCGGGGCACCCGGAGCGGGACGCGGUGAUGGAGAUGCUCCGGGCUUGCUUUGCCGAUGCGCAGGGGAAAGGCGUGGCGCUGGAACUCGGCGGCUUUGACGAGCUAGGCAAACCGGUUGAGACGCUGCGGGCGGAAAACAAGCGCUUCAUCAUGUCGUUCAAGGAAGAUGGGUACGGGCCGUACGACGUGUACGAUGACAAAGGGCAUAUUGUCCCCGAUGGCUCGGGCAUCAUCGCCGAGUUUGAGGGUAUGGCCCGUGACAAACAGACUGGGACGUCGAUGACAUACCUGCAGUGCCAGACGACGCUGAGCAAGAACAUGAUUGCUUGUGGUGCGGCGGUGACGUUCCACAAUAAGAUCCUGUUGGCACAAAAGGCGAAUACGGAUCCGUUGACAUUGAACUGGGUGUAUGCCAACGCGAAGGAAAGAUUCGGUGAUGAUCAUCUGCUCGUCAUUUUGAAUGAUUUCUUUGACCUCGCGACGUCGGAUGUGGCGAAUCAACUUACCAAGACGCGACUAUGGGAUGUCUAG
Messenger RNA from Aspergillus mulundensis, 1485 nucleotides. RefSeq lists its product as uncharacterized. Lineage: Eukaryota; Fungi; Ascomycota; Eurotiomycetes; Eurotiales; Aspergillaceae. The record is from RefSeq and is a predicted model, not a curated record. Gene Ontology annotation, molecular function: phosphoric diester hydrolase activity. Bases 1 to 1485 code for a protein of 494 amino acids. Gene Ontology annotation, biological process: lipid metabolic process. The transcript has a single exon.